Messenger RNA from Lutzomyia longipalpis, 2232 nucleotides. RefSeq lists its product as uncharacterized. The transcript is spliced from 4 exons. NCBI's taxonomy places the organism in Eukaryota, Metazoa, Arthropoda, Insecta, Diptera, Psychodidae. The record is from RefSeq and is a predicted model, not a curated record. The coding region runs from base 743 to 1921 and encodes 392 amino acids.
GACAGAGGAGCGGGAGAGACUUGUGGGGAGCCGGAUUGCUGGAGACGAUGCGAGAGAGUGAGGCACUCCAGCGGGUCAGUCAGUUUCAGCGUUCUCGCCCGAGUGGCCGCCGUGGCGUCUCACGGAAUUGAGUCUCAUCGGAAAUUGAGUGUAGUUCCAAAAAGAAAAAAAUUAAUUUCUUCGUCUUUUCGCGCUUUUCUGUGCACCAUCUCCUGAGCUGUUUUCGCACCAAAAAAUUGAUUUGCAUACAAACGAUUUUUUUUACUCACAAAAGGUACAACUUUCGCGAAGUCCAUAACACCCAAAACUGUGCCUGUGUGCUUUUUUUCCAUAUAGCUCAUAUUUUUCCUACAUAUGUGUGCAAAGAAUUGAGUGGCGAUUGACAACGCCUCGUGGGUUUUAUCUCGCAAGACUAUUUUUUUUUCACCUAACAAAGUGAAGAACUACAGCAAAUAUUUGAUUUUCACGGUACACUAUUGCCCAUGUGUUCAGCUAGAGGCACACAGUGGUUGUCAAAUAGCAAUUCCUGGGGAAUAUUUUUGCAGUGUUGCUGACGAGUGUCUAAGAGGAGGAAGAUCAAAACGUGUAACGUCUUAGCUGUUAACAUUACAAAGAAAGGUGGUUGAGGAAAAAGUGAAUUAAAAAAGAUUGUGAUCUGUGUUGUGGACGAAAAAACCUUUAACAAAAAAAGUGCAGCAAUUCCAGCAAUGAAAAUAUAAAUGACACAGAAACCACCAAGAGAAUGUUGGUCGUGCACUGGUCUAUAUUCACAUUGACUCUCCAAUUGACUUACUGUGCGUCCAUUCAUUCACAUGUUGAAUCAGCGCCAGCAACGCCAGAGUCCAUCUGCAGUGAGCUGCCGGAGACAUCACUGCAGGAGGAUGGGGUGGAGUCCAGCCUCACGCUGGAGCUAAAGCCCCACAUGUUUCGGGGGUCGUGCAAGAGGAUCUUCCUGGCGCCAGAAUCUCAUGGGUUCUUCGUGCGUCUCCAUCGACCCGCCAAUGGGAAAAAGUUCUCCUUCACAAAUAAGAAUCUUAGCAGUGGCCUAAAGAUGCGCACGACAAAUUCCACGACUGAAUCGUGUCCAUUAACCAUUUUCUUCUCAAAUGAUCCAAGAAUCCCGCCAUGGCGCAUCGAUCCGUGUCAGUUGGAAGCAAAUGGCGGUAUUGAAGAACCCGUGCGCCUCCUACAGGGACGCCUGCGAAUUGUAUGGCAACAUGGUGGCAAUAUGCCCAGCUAUCGCCUCCUCUUAACAGCUUUCGGCAAGGGUGAGCUGUGUAAGCAGGAGAGGAAGCACCCAUGCCUCCGUGUUGGUCAUGAGACACUCUUCUGCAUCAGUGAGGAUCUCACAUGCGACGGCAUCCAGCACUGUCCGUCUGGGAAUGAGUACGACAGUGAUGAGAGUAUAGAGUUGUGCUCAGGAAACCAGAAACCCCCAUUGGUGCCGCGAAUGCAUCUCUGGGAGCAUUUUUCCAUGCAAAUGUUCCGGGAACUCUUUUCGCCGGAUCUCACAUCCACUUCAACGACUGUUGCGCCAUUUUCGGAGGCGCCCGAAUCGACACUUGCACCCUCUGGGACGAGAAAGAGUCUCACGCGCGGCCUUUCGCGGUACGGUCCGUGGGGUUACCUCAUGCUAGGAAUGCUUCUCUGCGGUGGAGCACUUCUCAUCUGUGGUCUGUGGGAGUGCUGCUGUCGUCAGACAAAACCUGCCACACCAGGGGCCAAUGGGGACGGGCACACGGGGGAAUCUUUCACGGAUAGUCCAGCCACGGGUUCCACGCAAUCCGACGUCACACCCCCAAAUUACGACGAGAUUGAGCCACCACCAUCGUAUUCAACCCUCUUCCCGGGCCUCAAAGCCACCAGCAGUGAGACCCAAACUGAAAGCAAUACCCCAGCCACGGCUCCAACGGCCGUUUAGGUGUUACAACCAUCUCAAACCCCGUCCCCGCAAGAAGGAGGGGGGCGCCAAGUCAGGCACACUAGGUGACGCAAUUGACGCAAUUCCACAACUAAUUUUCUCCAUUAUAAUUACUUUUUUUAAUUAGCAACUCUAAAAAUAAUAACUAACUAAAAAUAAAUGUGAUAUAGAUGAUAAAUUCGUAAUGACUAAGCCGAGUAAGUUUUUUUUGUGUUAAUUAAAAUAUUGUGUACAUAUUAAGGAGCUUUAUUGUUACGAAAAGAAAAUUAAAGAGAACAAUAAAUUGAAAAAAGCUUUAAGAUAAAACGAAA